AUGGUGAACAAACAAUACAACGUGCACAAUCCAAAGCUGCACAAAUCGAAGACGGGUGGGCGAGCUAACGGCGGAAACAGUUCUCCUUCACCGCUGCGUAACUGCUACCCAGUCGUUUCCACGCGCCCAGCCGGAGCCACCGACGAGGACGGCUUUUCCGUGGAAAGCGACAGCAACAAUAUGUCCGACCACCAGUCGGACGGGGUUGGUGGACCGGUAGGGGUUGGGGUGGCACACCCACGGCAGUUGCCUCCACCACCGCCACCCCCGACCCACCGACACCGGGGCACGCAAAGCACGCAGCCACAACAUCAUCAUCAGCAGCAGCAACCACAGAACAACUUGAAUGUGAGCCGCCGUGUCGGGUCGGUGGAGGAAAUUGACGGUGGUGACGGUCUUUACGGACGCAACAUCCAGUUCUACAGUGAGGCGGAUGUGGUGGGCGAGAAUGGCCACGCUGGUAGAUUCGGAAACACCGGCAAGGAGUUGACCAUCAGUGACAUCGGCCGGUUUCAGUAUAUCCUGCAGAUGGACCGAGAAGUGGGUACACCUUACAGUGGCUACACAGCGGCCUCCACCGACACAGCCAACACCCUACCUUCGUCUCCUUCACCCACCUCCAUCGGCAGCAUCCACCACCGGCAGAGCUUCAACUUCUGGAAAGCCGGCUCCCAAACGCCCCUGUCCGCCACGUCUUCCAGCAGUUCCUUUUUCCGGCCGACCCAGCGAUGCCUGCUGUACAAGGUGCUCAAAGUGAUCUGGCGCUACAUAAAAUGGCCGCUCGGGUUGCUCCUCAUCUGCGGUCUGCUGGGUUUGGUUGUCUACUUCCUGGUCGUCGAUCGUGAUAUUAUGAGCAGCGGACUGCUGGGUGAAGAUGGCUACGAGGUGGAUGAGAAUUUGUCGAUCGACUUUAACGACUUCACCAGUACGAACGAUCUACAUUUUGAUCACCGAUUCGUGGGAAGCACCUCAAAAGAACCGAAGUCUAAGGGCGCACCCGGAUCAGGUCGAACCGUCGACACCAAGUUCUCAUUCGGGCUUGACAAUGAUCUGCUGGCGGUGUUUGGAUCUCCAGCGAAAAAGACACCUCCGGUAGACUGGCCGACGACCGCAUCAACGACUACGGCGGUUGGAACGGAACGCCAAAGGCCAGAGAGCACAAGCGAGGAGUUGCCAGCCAGAGUUGUUAAGGUGACGGAUGCACCGAUCCGCAAGACGAGCACGAUUUCGCUCAAGGACUACACGAAGGCACGUGUCGUAUUCGACGAUGACGACUUCCUGGAUGCGGAUGAUGGCGAAAGUCGCUUGAGGACAUCACCCAACGUCCCGGAGGGCACAACCAAAGCCUACAUGCCCGGACUUUCGGGUGGUAGCAGCAGCAGCAGCAGCAGCAGUGGCAUAACAUCUUCUGAUCCAGCAUCGUCAGCCAUUCAGGUGGGACUCCUGGGUGGCCCGGGACGAGGGACGGAAGUGCGGGGGUUCACAUCCGGCCAUCAGAACAAUUUUGGCGUCCCGAUCGAGGAGGACGAGCGCUUGUUGCACAAGCUGAACGACCAGCUGAUGCAGCUGGAGCGGCAGAGAGAAAAAAAUGUAACGAUUCCAUCGGCUACCACGGAUUCAAGCCUCUACCGGACGAAAGUGUCACCAACGCUUCCGAUUUUAUCACGCUUUGAGAUCACGACCGAAGGCUUGAGACGCUUCAACAUAUCUGAAGAAGGUGUUUGCCAGUCCACCUCAUUGCCGCUCUGUCGAGGAGUCCUUCCGUACGAUCUAACUAUUCCAUCAAACCGGAAAUUAUCACCCCUCGAGUACGAACACUUCCAGUAUCUGAUCAACUCAAAAUGCUCAGUACGAGUGGCCGAGUUCGUUUGUCUCGUGCUCGAACCGGAGUGUCGUCCAACGCGCAUGGGAACCUUGACACCAUGCAAAAGGAUUUGCAAGUCAAUUUUGGAACCAUGUGCUCACAUUAUCGCUAGCUCGGAAGCCCUAACGGCAACGUUUGACUGCGAUAGUUACCCGGAUUCGGACGAUCGACUCGUGUGUGAGGACCCCACGCGGUUGGGCCAGUGUUAUGCCAACGAAUUCCGAUGUGCAGACUCGAGCUGUAUCCCUCUCCAGUGGAAAUGCGACAACAUCAAGGACUGUCAUGGCGGUGAGGACGAGUCGGAGUGUAAGCAGUGCGAGCGCGAUGAAUACCGGUGUAUGUCGAACGAUCGGUGCAUUCCGGACAAGUGGCGCUGUGAUCAGUACGAGGACUGCCCAGAUGCGUCUGAUGAGCUAGACUGCUACUACGACGAGCCGACAACGUAUCCUUCGGCCUACGGCAGCCAACGGGAGUAUCCAUUCGUGCAAGUACAGGUUCCCAACAGUCCGAACGGUCGUCCUUACAUCACCAUCACGAACGAGGAUCGCUCUCAAUCAGAGUCUGACCAGACGCGUCGUGGAUCCCAGGAAGGACCCCGUUCGGGGCCGCGGGAAUACGCCAAUUACGAAACCUCGGAGGAAAUCGACGGGACGGAUAAGUACGAACCGACGGCAGCUGAAAAUGCUCCGUUCGUAAACCGACACCGCAAUCGUACGGCACAUGAAAAUGGAGUAGCUAGUGGAAAGCCGACUACUACUGGACGAACGAAUGACCACAUGGUCGAGGAUCAAACUGAGGCCGAAACGAGCCGAACAAUAUCGGUCCCAAAAUCACUGGUUAACUUUCAGGACAGCAAGGAAAUCAUGAUGACGUCUGACUCGGAGAACGAUUUCAAGAUCAGCAGUACAAGUAGAGAUUUUUUGACGACUGCCCACGUGUCACCUUGUCCUGAGGGUGAGCUGCGCUGUGUGAGCGGUAUCUGCAUAUCUGUUAGCCAGCUAUGUGAUAGGGUCGCUGACUGUGCCGAUGGAGCCGAUGAAGCAGGAUGCACUUACAAGGAAUAAAGGCCCC
Anopheles nili is the source of this 2935-nucleotide messenger RNA. RefSeq lists its product as uncharacterized. Gene Ontology annotation, cellular component: plasma membrane. The record is from RefSeq and is a predicted model, not a curated record. The coding region runs from base 1 to 2928 and encodes 975 amino acids. NCBI's taxonomy places the organism in Eukaryota, Metazoa, Arthropoda, Insecta, Diptera, Culicidae. The transcript is spliced from 10 exons. Gene Ontology annotation, molecular function: protein binding.